AUGAUGAAAAACAAGUGCAAUGGAUCUGACAAUCAGAACAAAGGAUCAUUUGUUGCCAUGGAAAGUCUUUUGUCAAAAUGUAGGCAAAAAGCUGGUUUUUUCAUCCAGUGUCAUCCAGAAAAUUGCAAUGCGUAUAGUUCAAGAAUGUGGUGGGAUUUUUUGGCCACUGUCCUUGUGGCAAAGUCGUUGAAGAACGAGGAAGAUGUCAAGCUUUGGAAACUUGCACUCCACAAGUUGCGUUUCCUUAACCCUGGUAUAUGCAUUCAGGGGGUAAGCAAAGUUAUGGUAACUACAUUCAUAAACUUCAUCUGGAAUGAUAUGAAUCAAAUGCUAAAGCAUUGCCUAAUGAGUUGCUUAUUCAUCCCAGAUAUCAAAACUGGGAAGUUCUCUGAUGAAUUAAUGCAUUGUUGGAUUUCUCAUCAGUUAACAGAUGAUCAAGAAGCUGUGCAUAAGUUGAGAGAGCUUGUAGAACGCUUUAUCUUACUAAACAAUCAAUUAAAUGAUAAGUAUGUCAAGUUGCCAGAAGACAUACAUGCUAUUUUGCAUUCACUGAAUACCAUGACCCCUUGGUUCAUGAAAAAAUCUGGGUUGGGAUUGACUGAGCCGCCAAAUGAUGAGCUCUGGCAUAGUGUUGUACAUAUGGAACUUGCAAACAAUAAACUGUCUGAGCUGCCUUUGUCACCAAACUGCCCUGAACUCAAAGUUUUAUUGCUUCAGGGAAAUGCUGAUCUAACAAGAAUUCCAAAUAUGUUUUUCUUUAAAAUGCCCUUACUUUGUAUCUUGGACUUAUCUUACACUAGCGUACGAGAACUACCAGAUUCUCUGUUUGAGUUGGAGCAGCUCAUUGCACUAUAUAUGAAAGGUUGUAAAUGCUUCAUGAAAUUAUCGCCAAAGAUUGGGAAAUUGAAGAAACUUGAAAAGCUUGAUCUUGAUGGAACUCAAAUCACCCAUAUGCCAAAAGAGAUGCAAGAGUUGACGAAUCUUCAAAGCUUGUUCAUUUGCUUCUAUGAAUAUCGUGGCAAGAAAAACAAGCGAUAUACACAGUCAACAAUUAUUCCAUCCGAGGUAAUCUCAAAACUUAAGGGGCUGAACCAUUUAAGUAUUGAUGUAAACCCUGAUGAUGAGCAGUGGUAUGAGAAUGUACGAGACAUUCUUCCAGAAAUAUUGGGAUUAGGGCAUUUGCUGACUCUUAGCUUAUAUAUCCCACAUCUAGAACUUUUGAAGUUCAUACCUGACAGUGUCUUUGAGGUUGAUUUUAGAUUUAUUGUUGGUAGGCAUAUGCAAAGGAUCAUAUCAAGCACACCAUCCACAUGUGAGGCAAAAUUUAAAGAGAGUGGUUGUAGCUUGAAGUUUGUGAAUGGUGAUGGCGUUCCUUAUGAAAUUAAAAGGCUAGUUGGGCACAGCAAGGCCUUAUUUCUGGAGAGACAUAAGACAAUCCAGAAUCUAUCGGAAUUUAAAAUGAUGAAUUUAGAACAGUUGCGUGUAUUUAUUUUGGCAGAAUGCAGAGAAAUGCAAACAGUUGUUGAUGCAAGACAAUCAAAUAGUGGUGAUGAUACUUUCUCACACUUGCUAUAUUUACACGUGUCGCACAUGAGGAGUUUAAGAAGCAUAUGGGAAGGGCCGACGCCACCUCGCAGCUUUUUUGGUCUAAACUUGGAAAAAAUGGCAAUUUAUGAUUGCCCAAAGCUCCAAAGCCUUUCUAAGAAGGAACUGUCAAGCCAAAAUCUGAAGCUCAUUAAAGGAGAAACCAAGUGGUGUGACGCACUGCAAUGGAGCAAAGAAGAAUGGGGAAUAUCAUGCCGGCCAUCCAAGGCAUUAAGUUUGAUCACUUUGGGUCGAUUAAUACGCUUGAGCACAGCGCAAACAUCUGUGUCGUAA
Prosopis cineraria is the source of this 1878-nucleotide messenger RNA. Its product is annotated as disease resistance protein RPS2-like. The record is from RefSeq and is a predicted model, not a curated record. Lineage: Eukaryota; Viridiplantae; Streptophyta; Magnoliopsida; Fabales; Fabaceae. The coding region runs from base 1 to 1878 and encodes 625 amino acids. Gene Ontology annotation, molecular function: protein binding. The transcript has 3 exons.